This is a messenger RNA of Caenorhabditis sp. 36 PRJEB53466, 543 nucleotides long. The record is from the annotation of a GenBank genome assembly. Lineage: Eukaryota; Metazoa; Nematoda; Chromadorea; Rhabditida; Rhabditidae.
AUGGCUCCAAGCGCUCCAGCUAAGACCGCUAAGGCUCUCGACGCCAAGAAGAAGGUAGCUAAGGGACAGCGCACCACCCAUAAGCGCACAGUCCGCACCUCGGUCCAUUUCCGUCGCCCGGUCACCCUCAAGACCGCCCGUAACUCGCGGUAAGCCCUCUGCUCAUCCGCACUAUCAGCAUAAUUGAAUUUUUUCAGUUACCCACGCAAGGCUGCCCCGGCUACCGCCAAGAUGGACCACUUCCGUGUCAUCCAGCACCCACUCACCACUGAGUCGGCGAUGAAGAAGAUUGAGGAGCACAACACCCUCGUCUUCAUCGUCAACAAUGACGCCAACAAGUACCAGAUCAAGGAGGCCGUCCACAAGCUCUACAACGUCAAGGCCCAGAAGGUUUGUUGUGAAUUCGAAACAGUAUUCAGAAGUUAAUAAAUCUCGUUUUAGGUUAACACCCUCAUCACUCCACUCCAGCAGAAGAAGGCCUACGUCCGUCUCACCGCUGACUACGACGCUCUUGACGUCGCCAACAAGAUCGGAGUCAUCUAA